Molecule: messenger RNA, 1364 nt
Organism: Photinus pyralis (common eastern firefly)
Lineage: Eukaryota; Metazoa; Arthropoda; Insecta; Coleoptera; Lampyridae
Exons: 3
Coding region: 1-1302 (433 amino acids)
Source: RefSeq, a predicted model, not a curated record
AUGGAUAAAUUGAAGAAGGCAAGAGCACCAGUACGAACCCAAUUAACAAGGUUAAUAAAUACAAUAGGAGAUUUGCUCAAUCAAGAAUCGGUCGAUGAAUUAAGAUUACAAGUCAAGUUAGAAAGUUUACACGAGAAUGCUCGAAAAAUCGACGAUUAUGACAAUCAUAUUUUGGAGUUAAUGGCAGAAGAUGAUAAUAUAGGAGAAGAUUCACAAGAAACUGAGUUUCUCGCACAAGAAGAGUAUAGAGAAUCUUAUAGGAUGGCUAAAAUAAGAACUGAAAACUAUUUUGAAGGUAAAAGGGUCGCGACUAAUGAUAAAGCUUCAAAUGUGGUAGUUAGUGAAGGACUUUCGUCUACAGUAAAUCUACGAACACCACACAACACCAAAUACCCAAAAAUUACAAUUAAAAGGUUUGAAGGCGAUUUAAGGGAAUUGUUAGGGUUCUGGGCUCAAUUCAAAAAUAUACACGAAGAUCCGCAAUUGCCUGUUUCAGAAAAGUUUCAAUAUUUGGUGCAGUCAAUUACAAAAGGCUCCAAAGCAUAUGGCGUCGUGUCAAGUUAUCCCCAGGCUGAUGACAACUACAGUAAGGUGAUAGAAGCUUUGAAGAAGAGAUUUGGAAAGGAAGAGAUUUUGGUUGAAGUAUACCGAAGCUACGUAAAAGAAGAUGUCGCGCAGAGUGUAGGAGCAAUGUUUGUGGAAACGGAGUAUUUAGCACAAGCAGUUUUUGGAGGAUCCAUUACACCUGCUAGAACAAUAAAUAAAUACAAAUUUAUGCUACAGUCUUUAAACAGUACAACAACUCAAGAAAUCGAAGCAUUGGGACAGAAGACAAUUUGUGAAUAUAUUCCCAAAUUAAAUAGCGGUCCGUGGUUACGUGAGUUAUCCGACAAGAAUAUUUGGAUUAAUGAUAUGACGAGCGAGAACACUGAUGUGGAGAUAAUUAUUGGUUGCGAUUACUACGGUAGUAUUGUGUUCGGAAAAGCAGUGAGGCUCGAAUGCGGACUAACAGCAAUGGAGACCAUUUUUGGAUGGACAGUUCUUGGUGAAAUUAAAAAUAAUUUUGUUUCAGAAGGGUUGGCAAUGGCUGUCUCAUGUUUAGCUUUGAGUAAUGUUGAUGUUUCAGAUUUGUGGAGGUUAGAACUUUUAGGUAUUACUGAUCCAAUUGAGGUACAGUCAAGGGAAGAGAGAGAACGUAUAAUAUGUUAUGAGCAGUUUUUAAAAACUAUUCAAAGAGAUGCUGAAGGGCGAUAUGUGCGCGAGGCCUGGAGCGGCCGCUUCACUCACUCCACUCCACCUUAAGAACGGCUAACUGCUCUUAGUAAUACCUCGCUAUCAUCGCUAGCCGGCCCGUGUGGAGCAGU